Molecule: messenger RNA, 2173 nt
Organism: Linum trigynum
Lineage: Eukaryota; Viridiplantae; Streptophyta; Magnoliopsida; Malpighiales; Linaceae
Source: the annotation of a GenBank genome assembly
CAUAAAUAAAAAUCCAAAAAUAUAUUAAAAAAUGAACAUUUCGAGCCAUGAACUAUAAUAUUCCCUUUGAAUAAUAAUUAUAAUAAACUUUUGCCCAAUUAUCUAAGAAAAUCAUUAAAUGUAAUGAUUUUGAGCAAUAAUGGAAUAAUAACAAUAAUAAGUAAGAGGUGGGAAAAAUUAAUAACUGUAAGUGGAAAGGAGCGCAAAAAUUGAAAUUCCUUCCUCUUUCUUUUUUCCUGGAACUACUAUUUAUUACUCCGACAAUAAUAUAGAAAAUUGCACUUAAUAAUUGAAAAGAAAAAUGUCAGAAGGGAGUUGAUCGAAGACCACGGGCUGAGAAACAUUUGCUCGAAAAUCGUCCAAGCAAAGCAAAGUAGCAGUUAAUCAAAUUUUCAGUUCAUCAGCAUCGUCAAUCAAUAGUCAAUCGUGCAAUCAUCUCCUCUUCCCAACCAAAAUCAUUCCCUCUCCGCUUCCCCGAACUGCACCCCGCCGGGAAAUGUCGUCGGCGGAAAUCUCCGGAAUCAUGGACAAUUCGAGGGAACUCGAUCGGCUGCGGAAAGAUCAAGAGGACGUUCUUAUGGAGAUCAACAAGAUGCAUAAGAAGCUUCAAGCAACUCCAGAGGUGGUUGAAAAGCCUGGUGACAACUCGUUGCAAAAGCUAAAAUUGCUAUAUAUGCAGGCCAGGGAUCUGUCGGAGAAUGAAAUAAAUGUUUCUAAUACCUUGUUGACUCAGCUUGAUGCCCUCCUGCCGCCUGGUCCUCCAGGACAGCACAGAAGGCGAAUUGAAGGCAAUGAGCAGAAAAGGAAAAGAAUGAAGGCCGAUCCAGAUAUGCCUAGGCUUUCACCUUCUAUGAGAAGUCAACUCGAUUCUUGUGCCAGCUUGAUAGGUGAACAGGUAGCGGCCAGGGUUACUGGCGAUGAUGCCGAAAAGGAUGAAUGGUUUGUUGUAAAGGUCAUGCAUUUUGAUAGAGAGAAAAGAGAAUUUGAGGUAUUUGAUGAAGAACCGGGUGAUGAUGAAGAUGGUGGUGGUGGGCAAGGGAAGUACAGGCUACCGAUGUCAUGCAUCAUUCCUUUCCCAAAGAGAAACGAUCCAACAAGCGCUCCUGAUUUCCCUCCCGGAAGACAUGUCUUGGCGGUUUAUCCAGGAACAACAGCACUCUACAAGGCAACCGUUGCAAAUCCCCCGAGAAAGAGGAAGUCCGACGAUUAUCUGCUGGAGUUUGAUGAUGACGAAGAAGACGGAGCAUUGCCCCAAAGGACAGUUCCUUUCCAUAAGGUUGUACCCUUGCCAGAUGGCCAUCGCCAAUGAAAAAAAAGUUAUCCCCAAACUCCUGUCCAUAGCUGUGUAUAAUCUAAAUGAUACAAGUAAUGUUCUUUACUUGUUGUAGAAGUUAAAACCGUUUUUUUGCUACUCCCUUUUCCCCCUUCCCCCCGUCACUUCAAGACUUCCUAAGAACAUGGCAAGCUAGAAUCCUUGUGAUUUUCUGUUGUGAAAUAUCUAUCUAUCAAUCCAACAGCAAUGUUUUUUAUUCAAACUCCUAGGUGAUGCAAAAUCUUAACUUCAGAUGUUCUGCCUUCUGUGUAGUUAGUCUGCACUAAUUGUAUUCAAACUCCAAUAUCCCAGUUCGGAUUUCAUUCAAACUCCAUUUAUGCUUUCUAUCUCCAGUCUGAAUUCUAUCGUACAUGUCCUAGCCAAGUCUCCAUGGAUAUAUAUACUAGUUUAACCAUCCAUGGAUUCAUCUGCAGCAAGAACCACAAAACUAUGAGCAAAUCCUGUACAGAGAAGGGUUUAAUUGCACAGGAAGCAAAGCAAUUGGUGUCUCAUGUCGAUGGACCAAAAACCAUUGAGUCAUCUUUGCUUAUUGGUUCAUCUAUUAACGAAUUUUCUUCGUGUUUCUCAUAAUUUAUUUUUUGAUCCAACGAUCAAACUGGUUGCAUACGCAAUAUGAAGUCAACCUGCUAGUAACAAAGAGUGGAUCCAUCGAUGUGGACAGAUUUAUAAUGAGAAAAGAGUUGGAAGUUCUUGAUAUGAGUAAUACUAGAACGAAAGCUCGCGUGAAAGUUUCACGUUGUGCGUUUAACUUUUGUUUAGUGAAGAUUUAUAUUUUUGUAAAUAGGAAGCAAUAUGUUAAACAAAAAAUAGAUAUUCUCAUAAUACAAUUUUUUUAAUGUG